Messenger RNA from Theobroma cacao (cacao), 711 nucleotides. RefSeq names its product non-specific lipid-transfer protein Cor a 8.0101-like. NCBI's taxonomy places the organism in Eukaryota, Viridiplantae, Streptophyta, Magnoliopsida, Malvales, Malvaceae. Gene Ontology annotation, molecular function: lipid binding. The record is from RefSeq and is a predicted model, not a curated record. Gene Ontology annotation, biological process: lipid transport.
GUCCAAGCUCGCCAUCUCAUCUAUAUAAACCCCAGGCCUCACCCUAUUGCACUCGCUCAGUUUUCAAAUUUCCCCUAUAGCUAGUGCUCCAAAAAGAAAAGCUGCCUUCUUCAUUUUUCAAAUUUCUCAGAACCAAAACCCAUGGCUUCUCUUAAGCUCGUAUGCGCUCUUGUGUUGUGCAUGUUGGUGGUUGAACCCAUGGCCACUUCUGCCAUAUCAUGUGCAAAUGUGGCAGGCAUGUUGAGUUCAUGCAUAAAUUACCUGCGGAACGGAGGAUCCCUGCCAUCAAAUUGCUGCGCCGGACUUAAGAGCCUCAACACCCAGGCUCGUAACAAGGGUAUUCGCCAAGCGGUUUGCAGGUGCUUGCAGAAUGCUGCUAAGACCAUCACCGGCCUCAAAACUAACUUGGUUGAGGGCCUUCCACGCAGAUGCGGAGUCAAAAUCCCUUACAAGAUCAGCACCUCCACUAACUGCAACAGGGUGAAGUGAGAUGGGUGAAGCAGCGAGGGAUUUUCAGCAGCUUGCAGGAAAAAAAUAAAGAUUUUGGGCUGCACCCAAAAUCCAAAUCGGUCUCCACUUCGGCCGAGGCUCGUUAGUUUGUUUGUCUUUUUGUGUUUUUAUGUUAUCUCGUAUGAUCUCCUCUAUGUAUCGGCUGUUCCAUGUUGUGAGUUAAAGUUUAUGAUAGUUACAAUAUCAGAGUUUGAUUCUAUA